Carica papaya (papaya) is the source of this 763-nucleotide messenger RNA. Lineage: Eukaryota; Viridiplantae; Streptophyta; Magnoliopsida; Brassicales; Caricaceae. The record is from RefSeq and is a predicted model, not a curated record.
AUGGAAGUGAAAGGCCAAACGAAGUCGGUCAAGUUUCGCAGGAAAUUUGAAAAGGCAAAGCUGGAAUCGCUUCAAGCACAUAGAAUCCCCGAAGGGAAGGGGGAGAGGGAGGCAUGGAAAUCAAACUGGAAUGAAACCUUCCUUCUGAUUCUGAGAUGCCGAGAACCUGGUCUUCUUGUUCACGCCUCAACUGCUAAAGCUAAACCAAGAGUAGCUGGUGAAGCAAGUGGCUGGGUUGCAGAUCAAGCAAGAAGAGGAGACGGUCCGCUAGUUUCUUUGAUCCUACACGGUCUUCCUUUUCCAUUAUCUUCCAAUAGUUCGACCUAUCCAGAAAAAUUGUCGGCCUACGAAUGCGGUUUCGAUCCUUCCGGUGAUGCCAGAAGUCGUUUCGAUAUACGAUUUUAUCUUGUUUCAAUUUUAUUUAUUAUCCCUUAUCCGGAAGUAACCUUCUUCUUUCCUUGGGCAGUACCUCCCAACAAGAUUGAUCCGUUUGGAUUUAGGUCCAUGAUGGCCUUGUUAUUAAUUUUGACGAUUGGAUUUCUCUACGAAUGGAAAAGGGGUGCUUCGGGUCGGGAGUAAUCAAUCACUAGUGAUGAUAGGGCAAAAAUAGGGGAGAAGGACAAAAGAAAGAGCGAUGCCUACAUUAAAUAAAUUGAUUCGUCAUGGUAGAAAAGAAAAACGGCGCACGGACCGUACUCGAGCUUAGGAUCAAUGUCCCCAGAAGCAAGGAGUACGCCCGCGUGUUUCAACGAGAACACCGAAA